Messenger RNA from Chara braunii, 3009 nucleotides. Lineage: Eukaryota; Viridiplantae; Streptophyta; Charophyceae; Charales; Characeae. The record is from the annotation of a GenBank genome assembly.
AGAAUAGCAGAGGCCCGGAGGAAGACGGUGAUGGCAGGAGUUUUGUCUGCGACGGUUCCUGCCGCGGCCAAGUCAGCAGCAGCAGCUGCGGCAUGUCUAUCCUCCCAGAGGAAGAAGACCGAGGUGUCAGUCAAAGAACGAGGAGUUGAGGGUGGUGGAAGUCAUGGCGUUGUCCUCUCCCUGCUUGGCACCUCGUCGCCUUCCACACACAGACGCCUUUCACAGCAGUUGUCCUGCGGCUAUGGCAAAGGCGAUUUCUUCUUCCACGGAGGCAAUCGCCUGGUGAUCGAGCGUUCUAUGCCCGCCAUACACGCGGCAAGGUCUGCCCGCCGCGUGAUCAAAGCACAGGCAUCCGUCGCCCCCUCUCCGUUGUCCUCCCCUGAUGCAGCACCAGGCAGGGUCGGGACCAAGAGAGCAAAGAUCAGCAUCACCAUGGGAGAUAACUUGAAUGACGGAAUGCUGGGCAAGGCGAGGAUGGUGAUCGUCGGGGACGGCAAGGAAGUCCCAGAUGGUCCCCGCGCCCCAGCUCAUCCCGACCAGACGGGUUUGACUAGCAAAGCUGACGGGUUCGACCUGGGGUUCACACUGUGGAGGAAGGGCAAGACGGUGUCCGUGACCAUCGAUGAUCUGCCCAAGAACGUCAAUCCGACGGUGGUCCUUCUGUACAACGACUCGACCCACGGCAAGUGGUUUUUGAAGAAGGUGGAGAUCGAGACGGAGGCAUACACGAGCGAUGGCGGCGGGGACAACGGCAAGAUGAAGACGUACGUGUUCCCGUGCUUCUCCUUCGUCCCCACGGGGCGCAAUCCGCGGAUCAUCUUCGAGGGCAGCUCCAAGCUGCCAUGGCAGACUCCCUCGAGGCUGUACCACCUGUAUCGCGCGGGAGCGCUCGAUCAGCACUUCUCCGUGUACAAGUUCGACGAGUACGACGAUCUGAGCAGCCCGUCGGACCUUGCCGAUCGCGGCAGUCCCAACUUCCGGCCACGUCUGCGUCCCUAUCCGAAGCGCCAGGCGACCUCCGUGUCCGGCGAGAGCGUUGGUAUCCCGAUCGACGACGACUUCGAUCUCUCCAAGAUGUACGACUUCGUCACCGAGGGUGCCAAGGCCACUGCGCAGGCCUUUCUAGCCGACCCUGCCCAGAUGGCAUCGAACCGGCCAUGGCGCAGCGUGAGCGCACUGAUCUCGGGGCUCUUCGAGGGAGUGGGGGCGCUGAGGAAGCCUGCGAUCUUGAAAGCUGGCGUGGACUGGAAGUCGGACAAGGAGUUUGGCAGGCAGACGCUGGCUGGAAUCAACCCCAUGGAGAUCACUCUGCUGAGGGACUCGCCUGCAGGUUUCCCGCUCUCCGACGCAGACGUCGGUGAUGGCCUUCCUGGCGGCCUCACCCUUGCGCAGGCUUUUCGGGACAAGCGACUGUUCAUUCUUGAUUACUCCCUCUUGGAGCCCUUUCGGCCGUUAGUGAACCGCGCACCGGCAGCGGGCAAGGAGUGGGAGAGGUACCUCUACGCCCCUCGAUGUGUGCUCUUCGUCGACAACGACGGGGAUGUGAUCCCCAUAGCCAUUCAGCUGGAGGCUGGCGGGAAGGUGUACACGUCAGCGAAGGACGCGGGCGUCGGCAAGUGGCAGUGGACGCUGGCCAAGGCUUACGUGGCCUCCGCCGACAGCAGCGUUCACCAAGUGGCCAGGCACUUCCUGCAAUGCCAUGCCGUCUGCGAGGUCUAUCUGAUUGCUCUCCGCCGGCGGGUGUCGGAGUGGCACCCCGUUUUAAAGCUGCUCAUCCCCCACUUCCGCUUCACCAUGAGCAUCAACUACCGAGCUCGCACCAGUCUGAUCAACGCGGGGGGGAUCAUAGAGAAGACGUUCACCGCCGGCACUGGGAGCAUGGCCGUCUCUGCGGAGGUAUUCAAGUCCUGGAAGUUCGAAGAGCAAGCUCUGCCCAAGGACUUGGAGAAGAGAGGGGUGGCUGACCCCCAGGUCCUGCCCUACUAUCCCUACCGCGACGCAGGGAUGCUGAUUUGGAACGCCAUGCACAAGUACGUGCUGACGUAUCUCAAGAUCUACUACGGGGAGACGGAGGCCUCGAGGGAGUUGAUCGUUAAGGACAAGGAGCUGGUUGCAUGGUGGACCGACGUGAAGUUCGGCAACUCCAAGUUCGAGUACUCCUUCAGCGACGUGGAAGAAUGGCCGAAGCUGGAGACAGUAGAGGAUCUGGCGUUCAUCUGCACGACGAUCAUGUGGACAGCAAGUGCGCAGCACGCGGCCAUCAACUUCAGCCAGUACGACUACUCCUCCUUCUCGCCCAACCACCCCUCGUGCGUGCGCAAGCCCAUGCCAGAGAAGGUGGAUGAGAAGGGGUUCAUGGACGUCAUGCCUCUUCCUCGUGACCAGGUCACGGUCCUGAGUGUCGUAGACUUGCUGUCGAGGUACUCAGACGACGAGGAGUAUCUUGGGAGAACGGAUCAGACGGCCUACGGGUGGUUGGUCGAUCCCAAGGCUAAACUGGCGUACGAGCAGUUCGUCAUCGACCUGGACAACGCUGAGAAAGCCAUCGAAAGGUACAACGACCUUAACAAGAAGAAAGGCCGGCUGCCGUACAAGUACAUGUUCCCCCGUACUAAUCGUGACGAUGCGGACAAUGGUCCCGAGACUGAAUAUGGUACCGAAGGUAUUCCCAACAGCGUGUCUAUCUAAAAAUAGCGUUUACGGUGAUGAGACUUCAUUCCUUCUUUCCUUCCUCCCUAGUUCAUCCACUAUAUAAUAGGGUUCUCUUCUUCUUGUUAAUCGUCGUUUCUCUCCUCGCAGUCCCAGCCAUCAACUGUGUGUCGUUUUCUGUGUUCUUCUCGUUACCUGACCAUGGCCAGAAGUCUCUUCUCGGCUUAGGGUCGUUGUCCCUCACUCUUUUGAUCGUCAACGUUCUUCUUCUCUUCUGUUCGUCUUUUGCUUCUUGUCUUGAUUGAGCUUGGUAGGACAUUGUGUUCUGUCGAUCGUCAUCGCGUUCUCGUGACCCCAUUA